AUGAGCGGUGGACCGUGGAUGUGGUGAGCUGUGAGGGAGAGAACGAUCACCCGUUGGAGACCUUCAGGGUAACGAAGAACCUAGGUCGGGUGUGUCCAAUAGUCCCAGGUUGUAAGCGCUUGAGGGUCAACGGGACAUAUUCGCCCCCCUUUACCACCGCGGGGGAACACCUUGACAACCUGAGUGUGUAUUUCCAGUGUUUCGACGACGAGAAUUUGAACCUGGCCAUAGUACCUGACCCGCGAGUGAAGACCUGGAACUUGUAUGUGUUCCGCUGCCGUCCUGAACAGCCACGACCACGGGAAGGAGACUGUCCAGUAACCAGUUAUGACAAAGUCGGCAACAACACGUAUCUGCAUAUCAAGAGUCGCUUCCUACCGAACUCCGUCUAUUAUUUCAUACUUGAGCCAAUCAGCAUGGACCCACAAUGCCUCCUACAGUCAAGCAUCGUGCCCUUCCCUGCAGAGGGUCGGGUACCUCAGCUCUCACCUCAGACCGCUCCGUCGAUGGCCCCCAAGUUGCCGUGGUGGACGACUAACCUGAAGGUGGUGCUGUUGGUGGUGGCGAUGUGCAUCACUUGCAUCCUGGGCAUGUUAGCUGCUGCCUUUUCUAUCAGGUGCAAGAUCACACACUCGGUCACUCCUCCAGCUCCUCACACCUACAAGAGGAAUGAAGAAGAAGAGAAGGAGUGUGAUCGACCCUCCGUCUUGUUGCUGUACAGUCGGGACUCACCAACACACCUGUCCCGCGUACAACACCUGUCCUCCCGCUUCACACAACACCUAGGCUGUCAGGUACACGACAUAUACGUUGCUAAUGACAUCAAUCAGCUGGCCGACCCCUGUGAGUGGCUGCUGGGGAAACUGUCUGAUGGCCGAUCUUCUGUCAAGGUGGUGCUCCUGUUGUCUCCCUGGGUGACGAGGCUGCUGCAGGCGCUAGUGGACGGCAAACCACCCCCAGUGAUGGAGAGUGACCCCGAGGAGACAAGAUUCCACACCAACCUCCUGACGGCGGCGCUGAGGAGACUUCUAGCUCAGGACCUCACAAGGGACUACCAUCGUGUGUUCGUCGUCAGCCUGGGGGAGACAGUGAGUGAGGUAAAGACGGAUCUUAACCUUCUAGUGGAGAGCAAACGUUACCGCCUCCCCCUCCACUGGCAACAGCUCGCCGCCUCCAUCUUAGACAGUAAACACGCCCAACCUCACCACCUCUGUUGAACGUCUCUGAAGCUCACCAAAUUUUGACUUACUCCUCGAUUGACUCCUUAUGAUGAUGAAAUACUAAGGUUAGGGACUCAGGAAUCUCGAUGGCUUUAUAAUACUUACUCGAACCUGAUGCGGUGAGAAUGUAUCCAACGGUAGACUGGAGCUAAAACACACAAAAAAAUAUAAAACACAAUCAUUGGAAUUAUUAUACGUUGUUUUUAAAUAGAUACGUUCAUUUUACAUUAAAUUCAAUAUUGUUUGGUGCCAAGUGAACGUAUUUAAGUAAAGUAGAGUUUUAUUAUAUUUUGUUAUGGUUUUACGCUGUUUUUAUGCCUUAAACUAAAGUAAAUCAAGAAUAUUUCCCAAGAAUGUUUGAGAAUGUUGGCCAGCAUAAAUCACUUGAAGUCGAGACCUCACAUGAAGUAAUUAUCCUCACUCACGUCUUGACUCGCUGUGUACCCUAUGUCCGCCCGGCCUCAUGAACCAACUGGCCUCAUGUUAAG
Molecule: messenger RNA, 1708 nt
Organism: Homarus americanus (American lobster)
Lineage: Eukaryota; Metazoa; Arthropoda; Malacostraca; Decapoda; Nephropidae
Molecular function (GO): interleukin-17 receptor activity
Source: RefSeq, a predicted model, not a curated record